AAGUAAAAUUCUAUUAUACCUUAAUUUUAAUUAAAAAUAUUAAAAACUUGGUGUGCAAUUCAAGAAACCUUUUCAAAUAAUUUUAAACGUAUUUAAAAAUAUUUUAAUACGACAAAAAAAAAAAGUCCUUUUCCUACUCCUAAAAGGCCAAAAACUAUCCACCCCACUAUAAAUACACACCACGUAAGUCUUCAAAACCUUCAUCUCAUCCAAAAAUCAAUAUCCCAACUUCUUUAAUCAAUUCCUCUCUUUGCCUUUUCCCAUCUUCUUAAAACACAAAAAUCUAGAAAAACCAAACACAAAAACCUAGAACACCAAAUCUUUUUGCUUUUGUUUUAGGUUGGAAAUUUGUUACAAUGGGUAGUUGUGAAAGACAACACAUGAACUUCCACCUCCACCUCUCCGAUCUUUUCCACCGCCACCACCGUCAUCAUCACGGCGACAACAACAAGAAGAAGGGUGUACCAAAAGGAUGCAUGGCGGUUCUAGUAGGGCAUGAAGGAGAAGAGAAACUUGAAAGGUUUGUGAUUCCAAUUAUGUACAUUAAUCACCCUUUAUUCAUCAAACUCCUUAAAGAAGCCGAGGAAGAAUAUGGAUUUGAUCAAGAGGGUCUUAUCACUAUUCCAUGCCACGUGGAGCAAUUCCGUAACGUUCAAGACGUGAUUGAUCGUGAGCACCACCGUGUGAUGAACCCUCACCAUCAUCAUCAUCACCAUCGUCGCAACAAUUUCUUGUGCUUGAAGGCUUGAUCGAUUUUCCGGUUUAUUGAAGGCGGUGGUGAUUAUCAAGAUGUAAAUUUUAGUUUCUUGAUUUGUUUUUUUUUUUGUGGGAAUUUUUAUCUUUGGGCAAGAUAAAAUUCAAGUGAAAGUGGAACUUGACUCUUGACUUGGAAGGUAUAGUUCCUUUCGGAGCUAUAAAAAGCUCUCCUUCGGGAGACACCUCCAAGGGCGAGUAGGGCUUUUUCCCCUCAAAGAGGGGUUUUUGCCUGCUACUAAGUUUCCACUUAUGUAUUUGCCCUUAUAAUAUACUUCACAAGUUUACUUUCUAUCAGAAAAAUAAAGAAAUUCAAGUGAUUAAUUGUAGUCGAUAA
Spinacia oleracea (spinach) is the source of this 1090-nucleotide messenger RNA. Its product is annotated as auxin-responsive protein SAUR32-like. The transcript has a single exon. Gene Ontology annotation, biological process: response to auxin. The record is from RefSeq and is a predicted model, not a curated record. Lineage: Eukaryota; Viridiplantae; Streptophyta; Magnoliopsida; Caryophyllales; Amaranthaceae. The coding region runs from base 357 to 749 and encodes 130 amino acids.